AAAUUAUAUUCCGGAUUUUUCUAAUAAAAAUAGACAGAGGGGAGAUUUGUCCCUUUGGCCUUUGUUGUACGUCAUCCAGAUUUAGCUUUCUGGUUUCGCUCGCUAGGGUUUCUCUUCACAAAUCUCAAUCUAAUCGAAGAACAGAAAAGAGAGACCAUUAGGCGGUUACAACUAGGGUUCCAGUUUGUUAGAUUUUUCUGCUCCCUAUCUGCAACAUAUUAAUCAAUAAGAAUCCUUUUGUAUCUUGAUUUACAUGAAUGGAUACAAGUUCAUGCCUUGAUGAUCUCAACACCCUCUCAUCCUCUUCUUUACCGUCUCAAAUCCAUCAAAAUGAUAGAAAUGUUCUUCAUCUGUUGGCAAGAAGGGAGAUAGCUCCUAGAACAGCAAAAUGCUUACCAAAAAGGCAGUGGGGAGAAGUUUCUAACCACAAACAUCAGUCAUUUGUUAAACCUGAAAGUGAAAGAGUGAGGAACUCAAGACGUGAACUUCUUUCAUGGGUGGAAGCUGAGUCCCUGCGAUGUUUAUCAGCCAAAUAUUGUCCUUUGGUCCCUUCUCCUAGGUCAACCAUUGCAGCAGCAUUUAGUGCAGAUGGGAAAAUCCUUGCUUCUACUCAUGGUGAUCAUACUGUUAAAAUUAUCGAUUGCCAAACUGGAAAAUGUGAAAAGGUGUUGAGUGGUCAUCGAAGAACUCCUUGGGUGGUUAGAUUCCACCCAUUGCAUCCAGAAAUACUUGCAAGUGGAAGUUUGGAUCAUGAAGUUCGAUUAUGGAAUGCAAAUACAUCAGAAUGCAUAGGGUCCCGUGAUUUUUACCGGCCUAUUGCUUCAAUUGCCUUCCAUGCUGAAGGAGAGCUUCUUGCAGUUGCUGCAGGCCAUAAGCUGUAUUUGUGGCAUUACAAUAGUAGAGGAGAAACUUCCUCACCUACUAUUGUAUUAAGAACAAGACGAUCUCUUCGUGCUGUUCACUUCCAUCCACAUUCUGCUCCAUUUUUGUUAACUGCCGAGGUGAAUGAUCUUGACUCUUCAGAUUCAACAAUGGCACCGGCGACAUCUCUUGGAUAUCUGCAUUACCCCCCACCCGCUAUUGGAAACAGAGACAACACGCAAUCGGAUCGACUUCAAGUUCUUGCAAAUGCAACAGAACUGUAUGAACAAAUGAUGGCUUCUUCCGUUCCAACCGAAAUGCAAAUGGAUGUCACUGAGGUACAACCACCACAAAUUCCAGAUGACUACAGGGAAAGCGGUCCUUCUAAUAUGGAUACUUCCGUCUCCACGGGUCGACCCGCGGACGAUCUGUUCAGAGAACGUGUGUGUUGGGAGCUGCCUUUCAUGCAAGGAUGGUUGGUUGGUCAAAGUCAAAAUCAAAAUCAAAGUCAAAGUCAAAGUCAAGCUGAACAUUCGGGUAGUGGUAAUAGGGGGGAGGUUGUAGAGGCUUCGUUAGUUGUACCUUAUGGUACAAGGGAUGUUUCUUCAAAUGCUACUGCUUCAACUUCUUCUUCUAAUAGGGUGAGUGGUGUGAUGAGUAAUGAUGGAAUUGGAGGUGAUAGUUUCCCUAUCAUUAGCAGAAUACAGUCUCAACUUUCUGCAUCAUUAAGUGCUACUGCUGCUGCUGAGUUGCCUUGUACUGUAAAACUAAGAAUAUGGCCUCAUGAUUUUAAAAAUCCUUGUGCUUCACUCAAGGCUGAAAGAUGUCGUCUCAUUAUACCACAUGCAGUGCUUUGUAGUGAAAUGGGGGCACAUUUUUCACCAUGUGGGAGAUAUCUAGCUGCUUGUGUGGCAUGUGUACUUCCACAAUUUGAAGAAAGGGCGGGAACAUCUCCAACAAGACAUCCCAUUUCUGCUCGCCAAGUCAUGUAUGAGCUUCGGAUAUAUUCGCUCGAGGAUGCAACUUUUGGUACUGUACUUAUUUCGAGGCCGAUUAGAGCUGCUCAUUGUUUAACAUCUAUUCAGUUUUCACCAACCUCUGAACACAUAUUGCUUGCUUAUGGUCGACGUCACAGUUCCCUUCUUAAAAGCAUUGUUAUUAAUGGGGAGACCUCAUUAUCCAUUUACACAGUUUUAGAGGUAUAUAGAGUUUCAGAUAUGGAACUUGUGAGUGUGCUUCCGAGUGCAGAAGAUGAGGUCAAUGUGGCUUGCUUUCAUCCUCUUGCUGGAGGUGGUCUUGUUUAUGGAACCAAGGAAGGCAAACUUAGAAUCCUUCAGCAUGAUGGUGGUCAUGCGCCCAGACCUGAUCACUUUUUUGAAGCAAGAGCAGUUGAGUAUUUCACAUCUCAGGAAGCUAAAACUGAUGCAGCCAGGUGAUUUUUUUUUACCAUCUUUCGUUUGUAGCCUUCCACAUGUUUGAGCAUUUGCUUGUAUUUUAACAACUUGUUGUAUACACCCAUAAACUUAGUCAUUAUAAAUGACUUCACUUUGGAUCAAUGUAAAUUAUUAAUACUAGUUUGUCAACUUUUGUUAUUAAGAUAUCUUUGUACUGGUCUAAGUUGGAACUCAAUCAUUUAUUAGUUAAUCAUGUUUUUAUCAAAGUAGUAAAAUUAUGUGGUAUGAAUUGGUGACUUCAAAUGAUUAAUUCCAUAUAGAUGAUGUAACAAAACUGAUGGUUAAAAAGUAGAGUAAAAUCAAU
Messenger RNA from Lactuca saligna, 2619 nucleotides. NCBI's taxonomy places the organism in Eukaryota, Viridiplantae, Streptophyta, Magnoliopsida, Asterales, Asteraceae. The record is from the annotation of a GenBank genome assembly.